This is a messenger RNA of Sinocyclocheilus rhinocerous, 3369 nucleotides long. RefSeq names its product ras-related protein Rab-11A-like. Bases 386 to 931 code for a protein of 181 amino acids. Lineage: Eukaryota; Metazoa; Chordata; Actinopteri; Cypriniformes; Cyprinidae. Gene Ontology annotation, molecular function: GTP binding; GTPase activity. The record is from RefSeq and is a predicted model, not a curated record. The transcript is spliced from 5 exons.
CAUCUCAGCACAAUGACGUAAGUGUUUGCCUUAAGAUGAGACAGCAGGGCGAAACUUGGUUGACGUAGCCCAGCAACAUCGUAUCAAAGUUGAUUAGCUGUAAUUUUGGCUAAUUCGGGACCUAUUUUAUCUUAACGAUUACUUAAUAUAUAACCCUCGACAGAAGGAAAUAUAUUGUAUAUUUUUAUUUUUGGCUUCUGAGAGUCUUUAACGCAUGAAGCGCGCGUAGUAAUGAAGCGCUCGUGAUCAACUGAUGCGUCUCAUAAACAAAGUUUCUUUGACGUCGUAGUAAAUAUAAUAGCACCUUGUGGUUCUCCAGAAAAGCAUAACGUCUUUAUAUCUGAAAACACUGACUUGUUAAUAAGCCGGUAAGAAGAUUAAAGCCAUGUCGGGUAGAGAGGACGAGUAUGACUAUCUCUUUAAAGUGGUUCUGAUCGGCGACUCCGGUGUGGGCAAGAGUAACCUGCUCUCUCGCUUCACCCGCAAUGAGUUCAACCUGGAGAGCAAGAGCACCAUCGGGGUGGAGUUUGCCACACGCAGCAUCCAUGUGGAGGGCAAGAACGUCAAGGCCCAGAUCUGGGAUACGGCUGGACAGGAGAGAUACAGGGCCAUCACAUCAGCGUAUUACAGAGGUGCCGUAGGAGCCCUGCUGGUGUAUGACAUUGCCAAGCAUCUGACCUAUGAGAACGCCGAGCGCUGGCUGACCGAGCUGCAGGAUCAUGCUGACAGCAAUAUUGUCAUCAUGUUAGUAGGGAACAAAAGUGACCUGCGCCAUCUGAGGGCCGUUCCUAUGGAUGAAGCCAAAGCGUUUGCAGAGAAGCAUGGACUUUCUUUCCUGGAGACCUCAGCGCUGGACUCUUCUAAUGUUGAACUUGCCUUUCAGACCAUUCUUACAGAAAUGACCGAAAUGCACAAACAUACAUUCCUUUAAUGGACGAGCGUCUGUCCCUGAUCAGUGCUGGGGAUUUGAAGAACUAGAAAUGAAGGUAAGAAAAUACCAUCACGUUGUUGUCCCUUCAUUUUUAAGUAAAUUAAGAUGCUAUUUCUAAAGACUGCUAAGUGUCAAAAUACGCUAUCCGUGCAAAUACAACCAACUAACCCAAAAUAUAACCUUAGUGCAAUAAUAACAAGAAUAUUUGCCAUUUGAGUUCGCUGUCGAGAAAUGCACAUGCAUUAUGAUUGCAAAUGCUGUUUGCUUACUUAAAAAUAAGGUGCUUUUAAGAGCUUUAAUUUAAGCCUUUUCAGUUUUUUUUUAUCAAAUCUGAGUUACUUAAAGGGAUUUGAAAUAUAUUUCAGUUAAACAAAGUACCUUAUUACACUAACGCUCAUAGAAACAAAAACAAAACAAGGCGCUACUGCGGCCGUAAUACAUGAAUUCAGAUGAGGCAAACGACUAAGUAUAUCUGCUGUAACAGUCAAAAGUUUUUCAGAACUAAUAUUUAAGAUGCUAAUGGCUCAAAGGUAAAUCGUUAUAGUAAGUUAAAUACAAUCACAGGCUUACCCUAGCAUAUCUUCUAACACCGCGCACAUGUGGCAAUGGCGCAGAGAGGCUCGAUGGGGGAAAAACUGACCCAUUUCAAACCGAGUACAUUUUCAGUGGCUCCAUUCUUUUGUAGUAGCCUUCUAGCGAAAGGGGGGAAAAAGACAGUUUCCCAACCUCCGAACACUCUAAUCCCCUAUCCCGAAAUCCCCCAGCCUGCAAUGAGACAGGCACUGGGUGUGUAAUUUGAUUCAGCAUGAGCCGCCACCAAAUUGGGCGUUCCCCCCCUGCUUUCUUGUCAAUUACAAUUGUCUGAUUUCAUUGUGGAGUUCAAGGUUGUUCUCCGAUUGGCUGCUCGUGACCGUGCCUGUCUCGAGGGGGUCACGGCAGGAUGUCCCGCUCAUGAAGGAAGACUCAAUGGAAACUUCUGUGGCCUGCCUCUUGUGCACAUUAAACGAGAAAUCUCAGAAGUAAAAUGCUUUGGGUCUAUCUAGUCACACUCUCUACCCAGAAUGGCCAGCUUUUCUCUUUGAAAUAAAAUCUGCUCUUGGAUUUUUUUUUCACCCCACGGCAGGACAAAAGAGGCCCCAUUUCUUCCCAAUGGGAAUACCAGAACGGGAGCGAGCAAGCGAUCAACAGGAGGGGCCCCAGCUGCACCUAGUUUAGCCCCCUGCGCGGCGUCUCCGUCCACAUUCACACCACUGUAUGCCUACAGCAGUUGCUUUGCACCUGGACUCUGAUGUAUGGCUAAUUAUCAGCUCCUCCUAGGGCAGGCCAUGUCGGGGCGCUCCGGGGAUUGUACCACCACUGCGACAAAACAAUAUACUCACAGGGAGGAGCUCUUUAGUCAUUACAGCGAAUGAGCGGUUCGUAGAAUUAGAGCAUAGUCCCCACCGACAAGCCCGACCCUCAGAAAAUAAAAAAGUACGAUAUGCAACACCUGCCUCAGUACAGACGGACAGUCAGAGGACGCUUUGCAACUCAAAUGCAGCACCUCGGGAACGGGUGAUUUACAUUGUACUGUAGCUCGGAGUCUUGCUUGCUUUUGUCUAUUUGGUCUAUUCAGGAUCAGAUUACAGACCCCCUCCCAUCAAUCGCCCCCUCCAGCUUUUUUUUUGUACUUCAUUUUAUGCUUUAUGCUCAGCGUUUUACUAAAUAAUGUGGAAAAGAAAAAAAUCAUAAACGUACUGACUGAGUGCAGAAAAGAGAAUAAAAACGUUACUGAAAGAACCCGGGAAAUCCUCUUGGAAACAGAACGCUGGAUGAGUUCCAAGGUUUUUUGAGCUGACCAAUCAGUUUGCUCAAAUUAGUUGUUUUCUUUUUUUUCUGUAUUGUACUUAAGACCGUUUUAGAUGCAUCACAUAAUAGGCUCACUGGUGCAGAAACAGAACAAAACAGAACAAAAAAAGAAACUUCCUGUUUUACUCGUCAAUUACCCGUUCGAAUAUUGAUUUGCAAAGCAGAUACUACAUCGGUAAUUGUGUCAUUUAGAACAUGAUCCGAAUUUAAAGCCAUCAGGUCGUAUAUAUCAGCCCCUAUUUCUAUACCAUCUAUCUAUUUUGCAGAGACAUCUAGAAAUGUAAUGUUUUUUUGACAAUCACUUUACAUCAGUUUUAAGGUGCAAAGAUUUAAGAUUCUAGUUUGCCUUAAAAAAAGAAUACUCGCUCAUUUGCAGAAGAUGCUGGGAUGUAAAAAUUUACUCCAAUCUUAGGAAAUGAACUCGUAAUUAUAUUUCUUUUAUAUAAUAAUAUACCUCCCCAGCAAAAGAAAAGUGUAAAAUGUUCACAUUAUUUCUUCUGUUACUGUCCACACACAGCAUGUGGAAAAAAACAGCACCAUUAAAAAAAAUAAAAUAAAAUAAAGCAAAACAAACCAACAUGCUAAGAACU